AUGGGUCUGUUUACAAGCUCCACCUCAUUGUGUUUUGGGAAUCAACAUUGCUUGCAAUUGGUCAAAAAUCUUAUGAGCAAUGUGACAGAGACAGCUUCUAUCACAUUAGGUGUAAUCAGUGUCAUUGUUUGGGUUUUUGCUGAGAUUCCUCAAAUAAUCACAAACUACAGAGAAAAAUCUGCUGAGGGUCUCUCUGUUGGUUUCUUGUUGACAUGGAUAAUCGGAGAUCUAUUCAACCUCUUUGGAUGCUUGCUGCAACCUGCUACUCUUCCAACUCAACUAUAUGUGGCAGUGUUUUAUACCAGUAUAACUGUUUUACUUUGUUCACAAGCCAUUUACUAUGGACACAUAUAUCCUCGACUGAAAUGCAAUAGACAGCUCAAGAUUGAAACACCAACAAAUGCUGGACAAAGCAAGAGUGGAAUGGAAAAAGUCAAUGAUGCUGAUCAGAGCAAUGAGUUUGAUGAUUUCAAUACACGCAUUGGUUUGACUUCCCCAAUUCCUCUUCCUGCCCUUACUCAAAACAAUUCUACUGGAAGACAGUUAUACUACCAGUCAGCAAGAUAUCUAUCAAAGAGUCAUACUCCCCCAGCAAAAUCUUUCUUAGCCCAAAGAAUGACACCUACUUCUCAUAUUUUAAACCCUAUGGAAGAGCCCUUGCUUGGUUCAGCUAACAUCGCACAAUCUGCACCAGCUUUAAAGAUCAAGACUACUCUAUGUUUGGUGUCAACAUUAACUUUUCUUGUUGCCUUCAAUCUGCUUCAGUCACCACAUACAAGAAUUGGUUCCAUGGUCUCAAAACCAAAACAAGAAUAUGUGAUUUAUGUUGGACGAAAGCUUUUGCAGGUUAGUGGGGCUGAGUUGCAAGAACAUGGUGUGGCAGAACACAGUGGCUUUGGGACUUUACUUGGUUGGCCAAUGGCAGUUAUAUAUAUGGGUGGAAGACUUCCUCAAAUUUGUUUAAAUAUCAGAAGGGGUAACUUUGAGGGCCUCAAUCCUUUGAUGUUUCUCUUUGCUAUAGUUGGGAAUUCUACUUAUGUAGCAAGCAUACUUGUGAGAAGCUUGGAUUGGUCAAAAAUAAGCCCAAAUCUACCGUGGCUUGUAGAAUCAGGAGGAUGUGCCCUUCUUGAUUCUUUCAUUUUGAUGCAAUAUAUAUAUUUCCGCUAUUGGAACUCCCAAUGUCUAGAGAGUAAGAAGUACAAACAUCAAGCUAUUGCUUAG
This is a messenger RNA of Gastrolobium bilobum, 1221 nucleotides long. RefSeq lists its product as uncharacterized. Bases 1 to 1221 code for a protein of 406 amino acids. The record is from RefSeq and is a predicted model, not a curated record. NCBI's taxonomy places the organism in Eukaryota, Viridiplantae, Streptophyta, Magnoliopsida, Fabales, Fabaceae. The transcript is spliced from 12 exons.